Cuscuta campestris is the source of this 2092-nucleotide messenger RNA. Lineage: Eukaryota; Viridiplantae; Streptophyta; Magnoliopsida; Solanales; Convolvulaceae. The record is from the annotation of a GenBank genome assembly.
AAGAAAGAGUUGGAGUUCUACAAAUGGGAGGGUGACAUUUCCCUACUUCUGCAGAAUGUCAGAGACAAGCUUAAUAAAGUUUCUGAAAACUGGACGAGAGAGCAGAAGAACCAUUGUUUGGAGGAGACCGAGAAGUCGUUCGAGCUCUCUGGAGAUAUUCUGCGCUUGAUACUCUCGUAAUUCAAGCAAAGCAAACAAGGAAAACUGUGCUUCAAGAUGAGGCUUAGGGCGUGUUUGGUUUUCAGCGUUUAACCCCUCAAAACAUUCGACAUUUUGAGAUGAAAGACAAAUGAAGCCUCAAUGUACAUUCUUCUAGCUGAUGAUGAACUUUGAUAUGCAAAUUUGGUUGGGAAAAAAAUAAGAACAGAUUUAGACCUUAUUAUACUCCUUAUAUAUUUGCCUUCGUUUGUGCGUUUGUUGUUGCCAUAUGAGGUUUAUGUCUUCUCACAUGUAACCAUAACAUGAAGGAGGGUGUGGUUCAAGUGAGAAUGAACCUACUGCGAGAGAAUAUAUCUUAUCGUGAGAAUGAUGCAUUUUGGGGCCAUCACGAUGUAUUUUGCACUUGUAGUAGUGCAUUUUCAUCACUAGCAGAAAAUAGUUGCCAAAGUGUGAUUAUUGGUUCUGAGAGCAGUUUGAAUGUGCUUGAUUAUGGAGCCAUUGGUGAUGGCAUUACAGAUGAUUCUCGGGCAUUUUUAAGUGCGUGGAAAGAUGCAUGUUCAUGGAGUGGCGAUACAAGAUUGUUAUUCACCAUUCCUCAAAAUUACAAUUUCUUGCUCUACCCAAUCACUUUUAGAGGCCCUUGUAAUUCCCAAAAUGUUCAUUUCUUGAUAAUGGGAACGAUAGUGGCUCCCAAGUCCCCAAGCAUAUGGGCCGAAAGAGAUGAAAGUCAAUGGAUUGCAUUCCAAGAUGUUAUUGGGCUUCAAGUUUAUGGGCCUGGAAAAAUUGAUGGCAACGGAAAGGCUUGGUGGGAUCAAUCUUGUAGAGAUCAUCCAAACCUGGAAGGGUGCAAAGACUUGGCCCCCACAGCAUUGAAGUUAAUAUCAUGCAAUGGAGGGUCUCUAAGCAAUAUGAAGUUUACCAAUAGUCCCCAGUCUCAUGUCCUCCUGCUUGGCUGCAAUGGCUUUAGAGUUGACAAUUUAAAGAUAGAGUCUCCAAGGGACAGCCCAAACACAGAUGGCAUUCAUAUCCAUUCUUCUCACCAUAUUACCAUCACCAACUCCAAUAUUAGCAGUGGGGAUGACUGCGUCUCAAUUGGGGACUACACUUCUGAUGUCUUUAUAAAUAAUGUUGCAUGUGGUCCGGGCCAUGGAAUCAGUAUUGGAAGCUUAGGGAAAUCUGGAAAUUUUGUACAAGUUGAGAACAUUCAUGUUAGCAAUGCUUUCUUAUAUGGGACAACAAAUGGAGCUAGGAUCAAAACAUGGCAGGUUGGGAGAGGGUAUGUAAAAGAUGUAAUUUUUGAGAAUCUUUUCAUGAACUCUGUUGACAAUCCCAUCAUCAUUGAUCAAUUUUAUUGCGACAGUCGAGAAUCUUGCCAAGAGACAAUGGGAAGUGGGGGAGUGGAGAUAAGUGGAGUUGUGUUCAGGAAUAUAUAUGGAACAUCGAGUACAGACGUGACAGUAAACCUCAAUUGCAGUAGAUCGACGCCUUGCACCGACAUCACGUUGCAGUUUGUUCAGUUGGGCUCAGCCUCGCCUGGAAGUCUGGUCUCGGCCCAUUGUGACAAUGCCUAUGGCCAGGAAUUUGUUGUCGUGCCUGGUCCUUGUUUGCUUGAUUCUUGAUUCAUUGACUAUUUUCUUUAAGCAAGAUUGACAUUAUCAGAGACGAUCAUGCACAAACAAUCAUUAUCUGUGCCCUGUGAGACACCGACGAUGUUAGUGUUAGUGUUAUCGUAGUGUGACUAUAGCAUAACUUUUUUCAAGUAUGUAUGUACUUUAAGAUCAGUUGUAAUGGGACAUGAGGAAAAUCACAUUUUUCUUGCCCAUUUUAUGUGGUAAUCCCAAAGGUGUUCUUCAUAUCAAGUGACUAUUUUAUUGUCUCAAUUUUCUAUGGAAAGAGUGGCCUUUGUUGUAUACAAAAAAUACUUUGUAGCUUA